GCUUAGGUUUUUUUUUCAUGUAAAUUCUUGCAUAAAGGAAAAGAAAGUUUGUGAUCACUGAAAAGAUAGAGAAGUAUCAGAAACAUUCUCAUGUUCCGAGCGACCGCAUUAUUUGUAGCAUUUGCUCUCUUGUCAAGUCUUUUUAACCUGUGGGUACAAGCGUUUAAAAAUGUCCAACAGAGAGCACAAACAAGAGAUCUGAACGGACUGUUAAAAAGCAAAUUCAUUACAUUCGCUCGCCAUGGGUUUGAAGAACACAACAAUUUCCGUACUCUUCAUCAUGUUGCACCCCUCAAAUGGUCAGACAAGUUAGCCAUACAGGCUCAAAAACUCGCCUACAAAAUGGCGCUCAAAGGAACCAUUCAGGUCCCGGGUAUUGAUUUGUUUGGCGAGAACAGAGCCAGGCUUUCCGCGGUUAAUUUCGACUGCGAGACGGCUGGUGAAGAAGCCACCAAGAUUUGGUAUAAUCAAGGUAGUAAUUACAGCUUCGCUGAUCCUAGGCUGAACAGCAAUACUGAUUCAUUCACUCAAGUUAUUUGGAAAGGAACCCGGGAUGUUGGAAUGGGUUGUGCACAGAGGAAAGGAACAUUAAGCAAUGAUAUAUUUGUUGUUGCUUUGUACUACCCUCCUGGAAAUAGUCCGCGCGCUCUUCGGGAAAAUGUGGUCAGUCCUAAUAAAAACGUUAACGAUGCAUAUUCGUCGAUAUUCCGAAGACGAGAUGAGUUAUCUAAAACCAAACGAACACGAAUUUUGACUCGAGAAAAAGAAAGACAAAAGCGCAAGAGACGAAAACGAGCUUGAACGUUGAUUCCUUUUUCCCUUCCCUCCGCCCCUGAAAAAGCUAUGGUAGGAAGAACGCCGUUUGCGCAUGCGCACAGAGUAACUCCCUUAUGAGAACACAUCCCCGUAUAGUACUGUAUAUGUCCGUUGUGAAAUGGCUUUGAAGUGUUUCGUUUCUUGAUCAACCACGGUGAUCAACACAGCAUUUAUUCACGCAGGCGAAUACAAGAUAACCCGUGAAACGAGGAUGUGGAAUUGGUCAGCAAGCAAGUUUUAGGAGUUAAUAAAGAAAAAUCAGUUCAUCGUUGGCAGAUUUCUUAAAUGUCUAGUGAACUUACCAUUUUCAAGUUCCGAUUGAAUGGAAUAAUUGUCCUUUGUCGUGAAUAUACAGACAGUCAACACUGCUGCAAUCAUUACAAAACACCACGGCUUAAGUGGAUAAUCAAUAAUGUCUGCGGGAAAUCUAAUUGAAAGAAAGCGGAUAAUCGAUGACCCUGACAAAAUGAUACGCCUACUUAAUUCUUUCUCAAAUUUAAUUAAAUUUAACGAUAUUUUCUUCGCAAUUUUUUUUUUUGUCAUGGAGGAUGUAUUUUUUUAUUUUUGCCCACCUGCCGCUGUUCCUCACAAGGGUAUACUUAAAAAAGCAUCACUGAUUCUCAAAGCACCAUUAAGAAGUAUCUAGAGAGCGACUGAAGCAGUAGUUAUGCAUAUAAACACUAUUUAAUGUCCUAAGAAAAAGGAUAGG
Messenger RNA from Pocillopora verrucosa, 1525 nucleotides. Its product is annotated as Golgi-associated plant pathogenesis-related protein 1-like. The record is from RefSeq and is a predicted model, not a curated record. Lineage: Eukaryota; Metazoa; Cnidaria; Anthozoa; Scleractinia; Pocilloporidae.